Hypoxylon trugodes is the source of this 2640-nucleotide messenger RNA. RefSeq names its product carbohydrate esterase family 8 protein. The record is from RefSeq and is a predicted model, not a curated record. Gene Ontology annotation, molecular function: pectinesterase activity. NCBI's taxonomy places the organism in Eukaryota, Fungi, Ascomycota, Sordariomycetes, Xylariales, Hypoxylaceae. Gene Ontology annotation, biological process: cell wall modification. Bases 235 to 2424 code for a protein of 729 amino acids. The transcript has 2 exons.
GACACUGAACUUCUAGUUCCUUGUAUUACUACCACCUCACUCUGGAUAAUACAGAUCUUGGCAAACCAGUUAACAAUCUAGAACUAAGGGCAACCGAAAACUCGAUCGGUUGGACUGGCUUAUGUAAUGGUUCUAUCAAAAUAAAAUCAACGGGGGACGCCUUCAGGGAUUAGCUUCAUUCAAAAAGGAAUUACUGUCUUACGAUACCACCUACCAUUUGGUUAGCAACUCAGAAUGCUCUCCUCCGGGACUAUACUUUUUGUAGGGCAUUUCAUAAAUUGUGUUGCUUCACUGGCAUACGGGUCCGAUGUGGCGACGACCUCCGCCGCCUGUGGUGGCCACCCCACUAGCGCUUUAGAAGCGCCAGUUGAUGCCGUGAUAGUGGACACAAUCAAAUCAGGAGCCGAGGUAUUCUCUAGUUUAACGUCCGCAUUAGCAUCACUCCCAAGCGAUUCUUCGUGCCAGACAAUUUUCAUAAAAUCAGGCACUUAUGUCGAACAAGUAUCUGUUAAUCGCACUGGAAAGACCGUAAUCAUUGGAUACACUAAGGAAAGCCCUGGAAAGGGGUACUCCGGAAACCAAGCGACUAUAUCGUUCAGCCGUGGUCUCUCAGUUUCGCCUCUCCCUAAAGGUCACUCUGAUUCUGAAACUGCGGUUAUUUCAACCGCGUCCUCCGAUGUUGCUUUCUACAAUAUCAACUUCAUCAACACCGAAAACUUGAACGGUACCACUCCCAACUAUGUGACAUUAGCUGCCUCAAUAUCUGGCAGUCACAUUGGAUUCUACGGGUGUUCAUUCACUGGCUGGCAGGAUACGCUUCUCACUGCUUCUAAGGAUGGAUACCAGUACUAUGAGUCUUGCUAUAUAGACGGGGCUAUCGACUUCAUCUGGGGUUACUCUGCAGCAUACUUCAAGGGAUGUACGAUCGCUGCUAAGAGAAAAUCAUCUUGCAUCACAGCACAUAGCCGCAAGAGCGAGUCCGGAAUUGGUAUCUAUGUGUUCGACCAGUGUCUCGUAACCGCUGCCGCAGGUUACGAGUCUGCGACCAAAUCUGGAGUUUACCUUGGUCGGCCGUACUCCGAGUAUGCGAAAGUUAUCUUCAAGAACUCGUAUUUGGAUUCUAUGGUACAUCCGGUUGGAUGGAAGAUCUGGGGCACUUCUGAUCCACGGACUGAUCACAUCGUGUUCGCCGAAUUUAACAACACUGGGCCUGGGAACUGGGAGAAUAAUGCCGAUAGUCGAAAGAGUUUUGGUAAAUCGACUCUUCUGAAGUCUGAUCGCUAUACACUUUCUAGUGUUAUGGACUCGACUUCGUGGAUUGAUUCGACGUAUUGGGAUAGCAUUAACACACCAACGAGUCUUUCAACAGUGCAGACGAGAAAUUCAUCCCCUGGGAAUUUGAACAGCCUCACUGAAGUGAACUCUACGGCACCAGCUGCCGGUGAUUACAUUGUCUCAAAGUCACCUGUCAAAGGUAAGACGGUCUACUCGAGUUUCACCGAAGCAAUAGUAUCUAUUCAGAAGGUAUUGAGCAAGGAAACUGUAACCGUAUUCGCCUACCCUGGUGUCUACAAGGAACAACUCGUCUUCAACCGAUCGGGUAUCACAAUUUUCCGUGGUUACUCAGAGGAUCCAUACGACAACACUAAAAACCAAGUCAUUAUACAGAAUAGCAAAGGAGUUGACACCCAAGCCGGCCAAAGUAAUUCUGACUCCGCGACCCUGUAUUCUCGAGCAAAAAUUCUUCAAUUAUAUAAUGUCAACUUGAACAAUGUCUACGGUCAGGCGCAUGGAUAUGCGUCGCUUGGAUUUGCUAGUGGCAAUAACGGAUAUACUUCGUUCUACGGAUGUCAGAUUACCGGCAAUCAAGAUACCUUCGACCUCAAUUCCGGAACCAACGUUUUCGCGUAUAACACUUUGGUUCAGGGGUCUGUUGACUUUAUAUGGGGUGCAGGCUCAGCAUAUUUCCUCAAUUCAACAAUAGUACCCAACUUUGACGGCGGUAGAAUCGCGGCUAUGAAGAGAGCUUCCAGCACCGCCCCUGGAGGUCUCGUCUUCGAUCAAUGCACAGUCACCGCCAAGCAAGGUGUCACUACUGGCUCUGUCUAUCUAGGUCGGCCGUAUAAUAGUUAUUCUCGGGUUGCAUAUAUUCAGACCUACUUAGACGAGUCAAUAUCACCGGAAGGUUGGUCAGUAUGGGGGAAGUCUGAUCCUCGAACCGAUGCGAUUCUCUUCGGCGAGUACCAUAACCAUGGGCCAGGGGCUGGUACAAGUGCCCGUGUUGCUUUUUCGAAACAACUUUCCGAUGCGGAUGUUGAGCAGUUCCUACUUACUAAUUUUUUCUCUGCUCAAGGGACUUCAUGGAUCAAUAUGGAUUAUGUUAAAACUACCCCCUUUAUUGCUGGGAAUUAUGACGCCCGCUAAAACUCACCUCCACUGUAUUUUUGACGCUGGGGCCUUCGGUCGGGGGAUAUUAGGGGCGCAUGCACUAACUCCCACGGUCGUACCGUGCUGUAAUUACGGUGGGUUAGUGCUAAAAUGUACUAUAGUUAUAGGGCGUGACCGUCUAGUAUCAUUAUACGAAACGAUGCAAUUAAAUGUCUAAAAUAAAUGUAAAUAGCUUGAAUAUGAUUUAAACAU